Molecule: messenger RNA, 1806 nt
Organism: Iphiclides podalirius (scarce swallowtail)
Lineage: Eukaryota; Metazoa; Arthropoda; Insecta; Lepidoptera; Papilionidae
Source: the annotation of a GenBank genome assembly
AUGACUAACAAUGAAAUAAAUGACACAAAAACUGCAUCUCAAAUUGAUUCAGAUACCAAGAAAAAACUUGUAAAUGAUGCAUCAACACAAACUGAAAAUGUUGCAGUUGAUGUUGAAGUCUUGGAGGAGCCUAAAGAUGCAAAAAAUACAGUUGACACUAAGACUUCAGAAUGGAAUGUAAAUAAAGAUGUUGAAGACAAAAGUAUAGAAGAACAGGUUAAGGAAGUUGCACAGUCAGCGUUACAAGAAAGCGGAAUGGUAUAUGUAGAAUCUGCUGGAAUGUACUAUGACUACAAGACAGGGUAUUAUUAUAAUUCUGAACUUGGAUUAUACUAUCACACGGAUACUGGUUGCUACUACUAUUAUUCAGAAGAAAAACAAAACUUUGUUUUUCAUUCAUAUCCCGAUAGGAGUAUUUUGGCUGCAAAUGCUCCACUUAUAAUGCAUGCUAUGAAGAAAGCCAAAAAGCAUAAAAAGGCAAUACAAUUAGAUGUUGAAAACCUGACGAAAAAUUUCUCUCAGGAAAAAGAAGAGGAUGCUAAUGAAGAAUCUAGCAAACCAAAACGAAAAAAGGUAAAUAAGGAAGAAAUGAAAUCUUGUAAAAAAAAGGAAUGUAAUAAAGUGAAGAAAAUUCAUAAAGAAACUAAGUCAGAAGAAAAGACUGCAACUGAAGCUGAGAAUAUUGAAUCUGAACCAAAGGACUGCAAAGUUCUCUACGAAAACGAAGAGCCGACAGAGAUUGAAAAUCCAAAAGAAGGAUCGAAGAAAGAAGAUUUUAAAACAGAAGAAGAUAAUGGUCUUGAAGACGGUGAAUGUAGUGAAACUGAGAGUGAAGAAGAAACCCAAGAAGAUGAUGUUGAAGACAUAAUAUCAAUUAAUAGCAUGUCAACUGUAACUGAUGAUGACGAUGAUUCUGUGGCAAAGCAACAUCCGCCGUGCAUGCGCCUGAUAGUUCGCGAAACGAAUGUGACCAAGCUGAAGGUUGGAAGCCUGUUCCUCAUCACCAAAGAUGGCGGCACUAUAGGCAGAGAAGGGGAGCAACACGCAAUUAUCAUUACAGAUAGCAAUGUUUCGAGGAAUCACUUAGACAUCAAAUACAACUUGGAACGGAAUAUGUACUAUGCAACUGACUUGGGCUCUAAAAAUGGUACUAUAUUAAAUGGAAUCAGAAUGUCGGACAGUCAAGACACAAGUUUUCCUAUGGAGGUUGUUCACGGGAGUGUAAUAGAGUUGGGCGAGACAAAACUGCUGUGUCAUAUUCACCCCGGGAACGACACGUGCGGACAUUGUGAGCCGGGACUUAUCAUGGAAUCGGAGGACAAAGAGCGGAAGGUCGCGUACACGCGCACGUGCAGCGUCCAGAAACAGCACCGGCUCGAGUUGGCCCGCCUGAAGAAUCUGUACGCGACGAGGCCGCCCGCGAUAGAGGCGGAGGCGUACAACGACAGGGCGCACGCGCGGCGGCAAACGGUCGGCUCGUCCCACCACGCGGAGAAGACACAGAGCAGCGAUAUUGACACGUUCAUAGCAUCGGAGAACAAAGGAUUCAAACUACUGGAGAAGAUGGGCUGGUCGAAGGGCGAAGGUCUUGGGAAGGACAGCCAAGGUGACAAGGAGCCGAUACCGCUCGUGAGCAACGAGGGAAAAUCGGGGCUGGGCACCUCCAGCUCGACCGAGGCUCGACCCGCGUACAAUCCGCCGAAGUCGACCCUGGGCCCGGCGACACUGCGGCUAGCCGCGCGCACCAAAAUGCUGCAACCGCCCGCCAAAGCGUUCCAAGACCCAGUCAACAGUUAUGAUUCGGAA